AGCUCCAUCUUCUAGCUUCUUCUUCAUUUCCUUCCCUUCUGCUUUCAGCUUCUCUCUCUAAGAGUAGUAGUAAUGGCUCCUUCUUCCUCCUCAUUUAGUACCACUUUGUCUGUGUUUCUUUUGGUUCUGGUUGGGAUGGCCUCAGCUCAGCUAUCCUCAACUUACUAUAAUACUUCAUGUCCCAACGUCCUCUCAACCAUCAAGUCUGCAGUUAACUCUGCUGUGGCCAAUGAACGUCGAAUGGGAGCUUCCCUUCUUCGUCUACAUUUCCAUGAUUGCUUUGUCAAUGGUUGCGAUGCAUCUAUUCUGUUGGAUGAUACGUCGACAUUCACCGGAGAGAAGACGGCCAAACCAAAUAACGGAUCAGUCCGAGGGUUUGAAGUGAUCGACACUAUCAAAUCCAAAGUCGAAAGCAUCUGCCCCGGCGUUGUCUCCUGUGCUGAUAUUGUUGCUAUUGCUGCUCGUGAUUCAGUCGUUGCUUUGGGUGGGCAAUCCUGGACUGUUCAGCUAGGAAGAAGAGAUUCGACCACAGCAAGUUUAAGCACGGCAAACAGUGACAUCCCUGCCCCUUCCUUGAAUCUAAGUGGCCUUAUCUCUGCCUUCUCCAAAAAGGGUUUCACUGCUAAGGAAAUGGUGGCUCUAUCAGGAUCUCACACCAUAGGCCAAGCUAGGUGCACAAAUUUCAGAGCUCGUAUCUAUAAUGAGACCAACAUUGAUCAAUCCUUUGCAUCAUCGCUCAAGUCAAAUUGCCCGAGCACCGGUAGUGACAACAAUCUCUCCCCUCUUGAUGCUAUAAGCCAAACUACCUUUGAUAAUGCUUAUUACAAGAACCUGGUGAGGGAGAAGGGAUUGUUACACUCGGACCAACAGCUCUACAGUGGUGGCUCCACUGAUUCUCAGGUUACCACCUAUAGUACAAGCUCCUCCACUUUCUUAACUGAUUUUGCAAAUGCAAUGGUCAAGAUGGGAAAUCUCAGUCCACUCACAGGGACUAGUGGCCAGAUUAGAACCAAUUGCAGGAAGACCAAUUAGUAUGAUCAGCCCUUGUUAACCAGCUCUUCCUUUUUUUUUUCUUUCCCCUUCGUGAUAAGCGUUAGAAAUGGUCUUGAUCAUGACAUGAAAUGUAGUUAAUACGUAAUAGGAAUAAGGAUUUAUGACGCUUUUGAAUUCCAGUUAUAUGCUUACUGGAGACCCAUUUUAUUGUUUUAUUACCUUGGUAUCCUUGUAGAUGUUGAGAGUGGGAAGUAUAUGAUUUUGGGAAAGUUCUCUUUUCCACGCCCAAA
Macadamia integrifolia is the source of this 1283-nucleotide messenger RNA. Its product is annotated as cationic peroxidase 1-like. Gene Ontology annotation, molecular function: heme binding; peroxidase activity. NCBI's taxonomy places the organism in Eukaryota, Viridiplantae, Streptophyta, Magnoliopsida, Proteales, Proteaceae. The transcript is spliced from 3 exons. Gene Ontology annotation, biological process: response to oxidative stress; hydrogen peroxide catabolic process. The record is from RefSeq and is a predicted model, not a curated record. Bases 73 to 1032 code for a protein of 319 amino acids.